AUGUAUGCUGGAGAGAAAAUUAUUCCCAUCAAGGUCUCUUCUCUUUCUUACUCUAAUGCAGUAAAUUUGUGUUGUUUUCUUUUGCCAGCUGUAAAUCAUAUGCUGGUGAAGGACCAGUUUCUAUGGGACUUGAACAACUUUGAGAGUGAUCUUGAAGAGUUAGCUAGAAUCUUCUGCAAAGACAUGGGUAUUGAGGAUCCUGAAGUUGGAAGCUUGAAACAAAGAGAAUUUUGCUUGACAUUUUUAAGGAAAAGCAGAAGAAAAGUGCUGAAGCUUCUACAAUACCAAGUUUCUACAAGAAGCUUGUUGAAAUGUCUCAAGUUCAUGUGAAACGAAAUAGAGCAGAUUGGAGUGAUAAGAAUCUUGGAAUUUUUUUGAAAGUGUGCGUUGAAGAGGUACGUGCUGGGAAUAGACCUCACACUCACUUUACAAGAACUGGAUGGGCAAAUAUACAAGCCAAGUGUAAGACCCAAGUUUUUAAGCUUAGAAUAAGUGGAAGAGAUUUCCAUUUACGAUUAGGCUUGAUGUAUCGUGAAGGGAAACCUGAACAAGAGUCUACCAAAUGAAAUAAAUUUAUGAAGGAGAAAGUUCAGGAAAAGUCAAAGGAUUGUAUCGAAGUCGAUCUAAGUUAUAGCACGACUAAUAUUCGUUUCAAAACCAAGGACAAGAACCUUAGGAAAUCAGACUAUGUUCCACCCUUGGAACACUAUAGGAAUAAAAUUUCCAAAGAUGUUCCACCCUUGGAACACUGUAGGAAUUUAGUCCAAAAAUCUUCAGAGAAAUGUUAGAACUUCUCUUAUUCCAUAUAUAACCAUCGUUUCGAGGCGAAACCCUAGAAUCUACGAACGUCCGAUUCCAACCCUCGGAAGUUUGCCGAAACUGAAACCCUGGUAUUUCAAAACCCUAAAAUCAACCGACAAUGAAGACUUUUUCUAUUCUGAACAUCAAAUGAAGAUUCCACAUGCGUACACCCAUUUCUCUUGAUGAUUUCAAUAUUUCUUCAGAAGGAAGUUUUCUAUUCCGACAUUCGAUGUAAAAAGUAACUUAUCGGGUAAAAUAGUUUUUACACCGACUUUGCAUUAGCCACCUAAAAUACAAGGAAACCUCUGUUGAGUUUUGGAUUUAUGUCGCCAAAACCUAUCUUAGAAUUCACGGAGAAUGAAGCCGGAAAAAUCAGAUUCGCGAAACUUUCAUUUUCCCGCGUUUUGCCAACCUCUAUAUAUAGCAUUAAAAACAAGCCUCGAAAACCAAAAAUCAUACCGAUAUUUCUUUGAAGAAUUAGAAGAUUCAGCGGGGAGAAUAUCGUGUCUAGAAUACAUUGGAAUCAGUAGGAAGAAUCGGAAAUCACUCAUAUUUUUAUCUUAACUCUAUGAGCUAAAUCCUCCGAUAUCUAAACAAAUCUGUACCGGUUUACAAAAUAUCUUUUGAAAAUAUCUUUACAAAAUAUCUGUUCAUCCUUAUCCAAUCUUUGAUAAAUACCUAUUCAUCCUUAUCCGAUCUUUGAUAUAUAUCUACUCAUUUCUUGGUUAAUGGAUCAUUUUAAUUUGCUCAAAGUGAUCAUAAUUUAUACUUUACUAUUUCAUAAAGUUCCUCAUAAUUUUUAGUAUAGUUAUAUAUCCAUUAUAUAUUUUUCUCUUAACUUUGUGAGCUAAAUUCUUCAGUGUCUAAAUCAAUUUAUACCAGUUUACAAAUAUCUUUCCUAAAUAUCUAAACUUCCUUAUCCUCCCUCACUCACUCUGUCGACAUCUCUCUCUCUCAUUACACUUUUUCUUCAUUUUUCUUCCUUGACCCAUUUCCUACUUCUUCUUCUGCCUAUUUUCCAAAAGCUGCAGCACCCACGCACAUCAUCAAUCUUCUCAUCACCAUUUUCCUCCUUGCUGCCCACGCACACAUGUUUCUUCUUUCUUUCUUUCCUACUUUCAUGUUGUUUCCUUUCCAUUGCAACAAGCCACCACCGUCACUAACCCACCACGUGCAAGCCACCACGUCCUCCCCCUCACGAAGCCACCGUGAGCAGAACGAAGCGAAACCGACGUCGCUGACGCCGUAAUCUUCGAUCUUCGAUUCUAGUGUCAUCGGACCUCUGUUCACAGCGAGGUUAGUACCGUUAGAACCCUUGCGACGUCCACAACAAAACCCAUAUUCCGGAUCGCCGUUCCGUCGCCGUCAACCGCCGCCGUUGCCGCCUUCGGGAGCUUUUUCCGGUCAACUCCGCCGACCAAUGGAAAAACGGAGUGUACUGCGACGAUCCUUGCCGCGAGGAGAGCAAAACCCUAUCUUCAAUUUCGUAUUUGGGUCAU
Molecule: messenger RNA, 2300 nt
Organism: Lotus japonicus
Lineage: Eukaryota; Viridiplantae; Streptophyta; Magnoliopsida; Fabales; Fabaceae
Product: chromatin structure-remodeling complex protein BSH-like
Exons: 5
Coding region: 1-330 (109 amino acids)
Source: RefSeq, a predicted model, not a curated record